This is a messenger RNA of Pterocles gutturalis (yellow-throated sandgrouse), 856 nucleotides long. It is a transcript of the gene HS3ST2, whose product is annotated as heparan sulfate (glucosamine) 3-O-sulfotransferase 2. Lineage: Eukaryota; Metazoa; Chordata; Aves; Pterocliformes; Pteroclidae. Bases 1 to 819 code for a protein of 272 amino acids. The transcript has a single exon. The record is from RefSeq and is a predicted model, not a curated record. Gene Ontology annotation, molecular function: [heparan sulfate]-glucosamine 3-sulfotransferase activity.
AUGGCCGUGGCCCGGGGACCCUCUGCAGCGCUGCAGGAGGGAGCUGUGCCUGUCUUUCCUGCCUUCUGCCUUCUCCUACCUGCUCCUGCCUUCUCUUGCCUGUCCUGCCAGGAGGGGACACGCCGCAGUGUGGGGACACCACCCCCAGUGCCACGCCUGGCCCAGCCCCUCCUCACCAUCACCUUCUGCUUCGCUUGCAGGAGCCUGAUGCCGCGAACCCUCGACAGCCAGAUCACGGUGGAGAAGACCCCCAGCUACUUUGUCACCAAGGAGGCACCGCGGCGGAUCUUCAACAUGUCCCGGGACACGAAGCUGAUCGUGGUGGUGAGGAACCCGGUCACCCGCGCCAUCUCGGACUACACGCAGACGCUCUCCAAGAAGCCGGACAUCCCCACCUUCGAGGGGCUGUCCUUCCGCAACCGCAGCCUGGGGCUGGUGGACACGUCCUGGAACGCCAUCCGCAUCGGGAUGUACGCCGUGCACCUGGAGAGCUGGCUCCAGUACUUCCCCCUCUCCCAGAUCCACUUUGUCAGCGGGGAGAAGCUGAUCACAGACCCGGCCGGGGAGAUGGGCAAAGUCCAGGACUUCCUGGGCAUCAAACGGGUCAUCACGGACAAGCACUUCUACUUCAACAAGACGAAAGGCUUUCCUUGCCUGAAGAAGUCGGAGAGCAGCGGUUUGCCCCGCUGCCUGGGCAAGUCCAAAGGCAGGACUCACGUGCAGAUAGACCCCGAGGUGAUCGAGCAGCUUCGGGACUUUUAUAGACCUUAUAAUAUCAAAUUCUAUGAAACGGUCGGGCAGGACUUCAGGUGGGAGUAAGCGUCCAGGAGCAGAGCCACGGUGAGGCUGCAGUCUU